Messenger RNA from Enterospora canceri, 1692 nucleotides. NCBI's taxonomy places the organism in Eukaryota, Fungi, Microsporidia, Enterocytozoonidae. The record is from the annotation of a GenBank genome assembly.
AUGGAGCAGGCGAAGAAGGAGGCGAUUGGAAGAAGCAGCCUGAACGAGAUUGCGACUGAGGAGAAGACGGUUGUCUUUGACAUGCAGGAGCUGCCUGAGAAGAACAGCCCCGACGUGGGUGUCUUCCUGGCCGAGGCGGCGAAGUCGCUUGGGACUGCUGGGGUGGCCGAGAAUAGGCCGUUUGUGCGAGUUGAGGAGAAGGGAGCCAGGGAUACGCUUACGACGCAUCUUCGAGUUCCAGAAACAACUGAAACAGCAAUUCAGCAGGCAGUGAAUAGGCAGGCAGCCUACGGAAACACGUCUAACAGGACUGAAACAGAGACAAUGCGAAUUGUAGGAAGACCAAGGAGUUCGAGCACGUCACAGACUACGACGACGACUCAUUCGCCACUGAAUUCGAUGAAUCCGGUGACUGGCGAGGUGAAUAGCGAGAUGGAGGCGCAGACUGGGCAGUUUAGCACGGUGAAUACGAUGAUAGCAGACAGUCUGAGACCAGAGAGAAACGAGGCGGAUAAGAUCGUGAAUGACCUGAUGAGGUCGACGACUACGAUUUCAGAGAGGACAGGGGUGCCAGUGAUGGACCUGUUUGAGACGAUCAGCCACAUCAACACGCAGACGGUGGUGGAGCUGAUUGACGGAUUCAGGGAGCAUAGGCCGCAGAAGCAGAUCAACAGAAUCAUCGAGACAAUCACGACGUACAUGCCACCAGCGUACAGCGAGGAGAUAACGACGUACAUCGUGGACAGGGCAGCAGAUGCAGCAGGGGUGCCAUCGCCAAAUGGGCAGAUUGUGCACAAGGAGGCAGUUGGAAGGACAGCGACAGUCACAGGGCCAAAUGGAGAGAAGCAGACAGUCACAGGGNCAGGGGUGCCAGUGAUGGACCUGUUUGAGACGAUCAGCCACAUCAACACGCAGACGGUGGUGGAGCUGAUUGACGGAUUCAGGGAGCAUAGGCCGCAGAAGCAGAUCAACAGAAUCAUCGAGACAAUCACGACGUACAUGCCACCAGCGUACAGCGAGGAGAUAACGACGUACAUCGUGGACAGGGCAGCAGAUGCAGCAGGGGUGCCAUCGCCAAAUGGGCAGAUUGUGCACAAGGAGGCAGUUGGAAGGACAGCGACAGUCACAGGGCCAAAUGGAGAGAAGCAGACAGUCACAGGGCCAAAUGGAGAGAAGCAGACAGUCACAGGGGAGCCAGGAACAAGUCGGAUUGUACAGAAAGUGAGGACAGAUGGAGUACCAACUGUCACAGCACCAUCAUCAGAGCCAACACCACAGUUCAAUGCAACCAAUCCAAGGAUAAUGGAGCCACAGCCAUUCACACCAAAUCCAAACAUAAACAGGAAACCAGGAGGAAGUGGUGGUAGUAGUCCACUAGGGGGAAAUAAUGGUAGUAGUCCACUAGGGGGAAAUGGUAACACUAGUCCACUAGGAGGAAAUAAUCAGACAGGUGGAAAUGGUAACAAUCCACUAGGCGGAAAUACUGGAAACACUGGAAACAAUCAAACAAGUGGUAAUCCACUAGGAGGAUACAGUCCACUAGGAGGAAACAAUUCCAAUUCCAAUUCCAACCCAACUGGAUCAAACGGUGGAAACAGUUCCAAUUCCAAUCCAAAUACAACCACUAACAAUGACAACGACAACGACAAUGCUGGAAGUGGUGAAAUCCCACUCAACUACCUAGCACCAUGA